GAACACUUGGCGAAUUGGAGGAAAUUUGUUCAACACCUAAACGCAUAUCUUGUGAGCAAUUAUAUAAAGAGGCCAUACAGUCUGCACGCAGAUACUAUCGUAACCAUCAUGUCUAUCCUUACACUUACCAGGGAAAUUUUUAUAAUCGGCUGUUGAAGUAUCGUGAAGCUUUUGCCGCGUGGGCCAAUGCAGCAGAUGUAAUACGUAUAUAUACGUAUAGUUGCCGUGACGAUGAGGAAAUCUAUAAAGAGCUUUUGGACAUUGCCAAUGAGAUGAUACCGCACGUAAUGAAGACGGAGAGUUCGGGCCAUUCGGGAAGAAGUAUUUUGCGCGAUUCCGAAGCUUUUGCUAAUCUAUUGCGUUUUUAUGAUGGCAUUUGCCAAUGGGAAGAAGACAGCUUAACACCAAUAUUGCAUAUUGGUUGGGCUAAGCCAUUAGUAAAUAAUAUAACGAAAUUCGACUAUGAUAUUAGAUCACAAGUUGUGAUUAACGUCCCUAUAGAGGAUGAAAUUACACAAGCAAAAAAACAAUUGUUCCCAUCACUAACCGAAACAACCUCACUAAAAGUUUUAGAAAAUAUAGUGAGAGAAGUUCAACCGCAUGUUGAAGUUUCCAUAACUGAAACCAAAAGCGAUCAAGAUGGUACUUAUAGUAUGAAUAAUAAUAUCCUUAAAACAGAGGAGAAAGCUCUGUUGGAUGCGAAAAAAUCGGAUAUUACGACUACGCUUGCGGAUUUAACUGCUGCGUGUGGUGAGAAGAUUUUAAACCCUGUUUUUUUAUUACAGGGUGGAGGAGAGCCUUUCGCUGAACAGAAAAAACAGUUGGAACAAGGGCAGAGUAAUCGCAAUAAUAAUGCUGAAAACGGUUUGAAAAUUAUCGCAAAUAAUGAAAAUGAUUCAAGCGUGAAGGCCGAAAAAUCGGAAAACAACACAAAGAAGUUGCAAGAAAGUGAAAGCAUUGUCUCUUCUUCCCUUCCAUCUUCGCCUCCACCCGUUGACAUUUUUGAGUUCAUGAUUAAACGACCCAUUAUUACGCUUUAUAGUCAAAAAAUGAAGGGUCUUAAGGAUCUUCUACUGGCGGAAAAACUAAACACUCAUGCUAUUUCGUUACAAGUAACCGCUCAAUCUGUUGCCAGUAAGAAGGUACGAGGAAUCGAUAAACUUGGAAAUCAUACAACAACUUCAACCUAUGCAACUGCACAUGUACCAAACAAUGUUCCACAACCUGCAAACUUAGCUGAAGGUAAUACCCAUACAAAUGAUAAUGGAGGCCCAUCUUCGUCUAUCGCGGCUGCACGUCCGAAGCGUUCUCGUCGCGAGUAAGUAACGCGACUAAGCCAACUCUGCCUAUCCUAUAUUCAAGUAGAUGUAAUUCGAAAAAUUCAAACGGAUUUCUUCAAAUCAACCUAAGCUGCGGAC
Molecule: messenger RNA, 1418 nt
Organism: Rhagoletis pomonella (apple maggot)
Lineage: Eukaryota; Metazoa; Arthropoda; Insecta; Diptera; Tephritidae
Gene: Mnn1
Product: menin
Biological process (GO): negative regulation of cell population proliferation; regulation of transcription by RNA polymerase II; negative regulation of cell cycle
Cellular component (GO): nucleus; histone methyltransferase complex; chromatin
Molecular function (GO): chromatin binding; Y-form DNA binding; transcription cis-regulatory region binding
Source: RefSeq, a predicted model, not a curated record